Molecule: messenger RNA, 219 nt
Organism: Penicillium angulare
Lineage: Eukaryota; Fungi; Ascomycota; Eurotiomycetes; Eurotiales; Aspergillaceae
Exons: 2
Coding region: 1-219 (72 amino acids)
Source: RefSeq, a predicted model, not a curated record
AUGCGAACUCCAACUGGUUAUAUAGUCAACGAUAUCAUGCGUGGUGCGUUCCCUCAAGGCACACGGGGUGUUCUGUGGGUUCUUUAUGAAAGAGGCCUGGACGCUCACAUGAGCACGGAUUCAUGUUUCACAAUUGUCAAACCGUGGGCUAGGGAUCUCAAAGGACGCGGAAGCUUGGAAGAUAUGAAAACAGAGAAAGGCGCCAUAGACCAGUGGUAA